AUGCAGCCCAACUAUGCUGGUUCGCAAAAUGCUCACCUAACUCCAGGCCUCGCUACUCCUGGCCCGUACUCGACGGCUAGUUCAGCUUCUUUGAAUUCCAACCUCGAGAGCGAUUCCGAUCCCUCAGCGCCGGCCAGUAACCACCGAGACUCCGUCGGCUCAAUCAUCGACGAUCCCUUCUUCCAAACAUACGACCCGGCAAUUCAGGCCGCCAACGCAUCCGAGGACGACCAAUCUGAUGGAAGCUCGGUGUACCAAUCACUAGACGACGAAGACCACGAACAUCUUUUCCACGACACGAAAGGGAACAAUCUCGGCAAACCCCCCAGGCCCUCCAGACGCAAAAGCCGCGGGGAAGCAAGGAAGCUGGACCCGGACAGCGAUGAUAACGAGGCAAAUCAACACUGGCCUCCUCCUCGUCGAGAGUCUUUGACUGCUGCACCCUCAUCAUACUGGUCACAAACAACUCCAACCAUGGAGAGUUUUAAUAUUGCCGUUAUCGGUUCCACAGGCGUUGGCAAAUCAUCUUUUGUCCAGCGGGUCCUCGGCCUAUCACGGCCACCUAUCUCAAAUGCUUCUAGUGUUCGCAUGCUGGUUGAUAACGGCUCUCAUGCGGUAACUUUACUGGAGCUGGACCUCGAGUACUUUGAGCUGAACCCCACGCAACCUAUUCAGUGGCCCAAACAAAUUAAUGGGCACAUUGUCCCUCGCGUGGAUGCUGCACUUAUCUUGUAUGAUGUCACAAAUCAUGAGUCUGUGCGUGAGCUUCCUCAAACACUAGCCGCUCUUACAAAUUCCGGCUUGCCUGCCAGCCUAGUGGCCUGUAAAUGUGAAACUCCUAAAGCAGAGUGGCAGGUUGACGCUGAGGCAAUCGCAAGUCACACGUGUUUCAAAUCUUGCGUUUCUACCUACAAAAUUUCGUCGUCAGAUGAUGUUGAGGUUGCGAAGACAUGUCUACAUACGAUCCUGAGGGCUGCUAUGGCGCAACGAAGAGAAGAGAAUGGCGAAACAGUGUCGCGCAGAAGAGCGCAAUCUGCUGCUAACCUAGAGGCACCUGAUGUUGGCACUGGACGUCCUAUCAGCCAACAUAGCAAGCACAGCCGAGCGAGCUCCGAUUUCUCAUUACUCAAGGGCUUUUCCAUUCCUGCAAUCAGCGAAGGCUAUCGAACACAGACUUCUCGUAGCCCUAGGCGAGGUCAAUCCGCCAGCCCCAAUCCCGAAGCAGGAGAAACAGGUCCAACGCAGACACUCAACAAUAUGCUCAGGACUCCCGGGAUUCGAUUAGACAAACCCAGUACCGAUUCAUUUCUGGAUGUGGAUGAAUCUGAUGCGGAAUCAUAUCGAUAUUCCGAUGAUAUUCCAAUACUUCAGAGAAACGAUGACAACAGUCUGGAUAAGCAAUCUAAGAAUGCAGGUGUGACAUUUGAGGAGCUGGUUGAUCGCCUCCUCGCACCUCGCCUGACUCGAAUAGACAACAACUUCUCGGAUGUGUUCCUCUGCCUUUAUCGAAAGUUUGCGGCUCCCGGUGAGCUGUUCACUGCUAUUCUCACCAGGCUGGACCAGGUGAGAGAAGACAAGACGGCGCACUACCUCUCUAAGACGGCGACACAACUACGAAUCAUCGAAGUGGUGGCGAAAUGGGUAUCGCUCUAUCCUGGCGACUUUGCACGCCCUCAGACCAGGCGAAAUUUGGAAGAAUUCAUACGACAUUUGAGCACUGAACCGAUCUUCUCCAUCGCUGCGCAGCAUAUGCGACGACACCUCCAAUUCAACGUUGUGGAGGACGACGAUACUGGUUGGGCGAAUUCCGAUGAGGCCAGUGACAAGCUAGCGGGCGAGAUUUUGUCAAAGGACAUGAACGAGCUUUCAUCCGGCGUCAGUGUGCUGACAGUGGAAUCUGAUACUGAUGGGAGACCGUCCGGGAGCUCGGAGGUUUCGCUUGCCGACCGAAGUAGCAGUGUUUCGAGCCAAGUACAGUUCCACACUUUCGAGGAUUAUGAAAGAGCAGCAGCUAGCCUGGAGCCUACCGAUAACUUGCCCAUGAACAAGUUCCGCUACCAUAUUUUCAUGGACAUACCGGCUGAUGAUGUUGCGGACGAGUUGACCAGAAUCGACUGGAUCAUGUUCUCUUCUAUUAGGAUUCGUGAUUUCGUUCGUCAUGUCAGCUUAUCAGCAUCACAAAAGGAAAGAUGCAAGAGUUUGCGAAACGUUAACCGGAUGAUUAACCACUUUAACCACAUCGCCAAAUGGGUUGCCAACAUGAUCCUGUUACGAGACAAGGCCAAACAUCGAGCGCUAAUACUUGAGAAAUUCAUGAACAUUUCGCUCAAGCUUCGUCAAUUGAACAACUACAAUGGUUUAGCGGCUGUUUUAGCUGGCGUAAACGGAACGGCCAUCCAUCGGUUGAAUCAGACGAGAGCACUAGUGCCAGCCGAUAUACAAAAGAGAUUUGCCCGGUUGGGUAUCCUUAUGGGCACGCAAAAGAGUCACUUUGCAUACCGUUUAGCAUGGGAGAAUUCAUCUCUCCCUAGGAUCCCGUUUAUUCCUCUCCACCGGCGAGACUUGGUAUCAGCAGAGGAGGGAAGCAGGACCUUUGUCGGCGCAGACGGAGACCGCAUUAAUUGGAAGAAGUUCGAGGUUCUCGGAGAGGUUCUGCUUCCAAUGAUGAAGAGCCAAGGCGCAUCGUACCCAAACCUCGCCAAGCACGACAAUGCUAGAGAGCUGAUCUUGGGUUGCCGGAUGCCAACGGAUGAAGAGGACAUUUAUCAACGCAGUGUACAGGUCGAAAGCGGCUCUGGUGGCUUUGCCGAGCCAGCGAAGAAGAAAUUCCCAUGUUCCGUCAGGUGGGCAGCAACACCUUCGUUGAACAUCGACCACCCACCCGGUGCACAAAGUAUCCAAAAUGCCAAUGAUCUCUUGUCGGCGGUCACAGACUCACAUCUAUGGAUCAAUCGAGCCGGUGCUUGUUGCAUUGAAGUCUCCUUGUCCAUUGACGACAUGCCUAUUUUCGAACAUGAUCAUCUCGAGAGUGUCAUCGCAGCAAUCAGUGAUUCCGAGAUUUGGGAACGCCUUGGCAUCCAUCUCGAGUACAAUAAAUCAUCAUCGGCCUCGCUCCCUGGUCUUAUGUCCUUCUCACUUCAACAUCCGGAUCUCUCGUCAGCUCUUGUCGCUCCAGCCUCAGCAUGGACGACCCCGUUUCGAAGUUUACUGAUAACGAUCGAUAUUCGCAGGUCUGAUAAGCGACAAGAACCACUCAAAAGAAAUUCCAAGGCAAUGAAACGGCAAAAGACCACAAAGAAAGCUGAAGCAAGAUCCGAGCCACGCUCUGAAGAUGACUUGUCGGAGACACUUGAGCCAACUGACCAACAUGCUAUCGAGAACUUCAUAUCCAGCCUGAACCUUCCGGGAACCUCCAAGAAGAGAAAGUCCACAAAGACUCACAGCAGAAACAUUAUUUUCGAGCAGUUGAUUCUGGCUCCAGAGAAAACGUACAAAGGUUAUCAGGUCUGGUGUAAAUCAGAUUACCGUCUCACGAGAUUGGCGCCCGGUGUUUUUCAUGUACCCUUUCUCAAGAACAUAUCAGAUCGUGCCCAAGUAUUGCCAACUAUUGCCAUGUCUUUGGCACGCAUGCAAUAUGCUGAAUCCCCUGUGAUCAGGCAGAAGGUAGCUGGUUUUCAGCUAAGUGAUGAAAGUCUUGAUCCUUCACACAAUGGAGUAAGCGACCCUGUGGGCGGCAUAGAGAAAAGAGCAUGGGAAGUUCUUCUUUCGCAUGCUCAAGUGCCCAAGGUGGCCAACAGUGGAAGGCGCAAAAAGUCAAUGCUUUCCACGGCGGAGUCAAGCGUAACAAGUGCGAAAGCUCUCUUCAAGAGCAGAAGUCAGCCAGUCGCGGUUAUGGAAGACUUGACAGAAACAUGUCCCUAUGUUGACCAAGGCAAUCAGAAGAACACAACAAUGAGCGUGAGCUGGGACACGAUGGCCAAUUUGCCAUACAACGUACAGCAUGCACGAUCACAAGCCAGCCCCAGCCUAAAUAGAUCCGAAUCAAAGUACUACGGUACACAGAGCAGUUCGAUGAACCCAUGGAAUUGGCAACAAGAGGAAUUGGGUGGAGCAAAUUACCGACUCGACGAUUAUACAGCCACAGCGCAACAUAUGAGUGAGCCGACACAUAUGCAAAUUCGAAGCCAUGGGGUUCAGAUGGCGCAUGGCAAUGAUUUUGCAAUAGAAGACAAGACGGGCGGCCCAUGCGACUUCCAGACUUUGGACCAGUGGCUUGUUUGCGACAACGCGCUGUAA
Fusarium coffeatum is the source of this 4296-nucleotide messenger RNA. RefSeq lists its product as uncharacterized. Lineage: Eukaryota; Fungi; Ascomycota; Sordariomycetes; Hypocreales; Nectriaceae. Bases 1 to 4296 code for a protein of 1431 amino acids. The transcript is spliced from 10 exons. Gene Ontology annotation, biological process: positive regulation of GTPase activity; Ras protein signal transduction. Gene Ontology annotation, cellular component: plasma membrane. Gene Ontology annotation, molecular function: guanyl-nucleotide exchange factor activity. The record is from RefSeq and is a predicted model, not a curated record.